Apus apus (common swift) is the source of this 9060-nucleotide messenger RNA. It is a transcript of the gene ITGAV, whose product is annotated as integrin subunit alpha V. Gene Ontology annotation, molecular function: integrin binding. The coding region runs from base 543 to 3644 and encodes 1033 amino acids. Gene Ontology annotation, biological process: cell adhesion mediated by integrin; integrin-mediated signaling pathway; angiogenesis. The transcript has 30 exons. Lineage: Eukaryota; Metazoa; Chordata; Aves; Apodiformes; Apodidae. Gene Ontology annotation, cellular component: integrin complex; external side of plasma membrane. The record is from RefSeq and is a predicted model, not a curated record.
UGCUAUUGUGUUCACGUUUUCCUGAAGCCGGCUGUCCCUGAGGCUGUGUCAGAGAGGUGUUCCUGAGGAAGCCCGCGCCAGACCUUGUCCGGUGGAGGCGUGUCCCGCUCGUCCUCAGCUGUGGCCCGUGCCCGUAGCGCUCCACUCUGCACGCCUGGAGUCCAGCAGAAACUCAGCUUUAGGAUUCUGGUGCCUUUACCGAAGGGAGGGCACCAGGCAAGUCCUUCCCCCCCCUCCCCCGCGCCGGGCCCGCCCGCUGCCGGCGGAAGGGAGCGGCGGGGCCGGGAGCGGGAUGGGCGCCGGGAGCAGGGCCCGCCUCCGCCACCACAUGAUGCCGCUGCUCCUUCCUGCCGCCCCUGUCCCGGCGAGAAAAGGGAACUGGGCGCCGGGCGGGAGGAAGUGAUUCCGCUCCCCGCGCCGGCCGCGGGAGACGCGCGGCCCCUCCGCCCCCUCCCCGCCGGGCCGGGCGGCGCUGCGCGGCUGCCCGCGGAGGCUGCGCGGCUGCCCGCGGAGGGAGGGAGGAAGGAAGGCGGGGCCGGGCGAUGGCGCGGCUGGCGCUGCUGUUGCUGCUGGCGCUGCUGGCCCCGGGCAGCGCCUUCAACCUGGACGCGGAGCGCCCGGCCGUCUACUCGGGCCCGGAGGGCAGCUACUUCGGCUUCGCCGUGGACUUCUUCGCUCCCGACCCUUCCUCGACAUUUCUGCUGGUGGGAGCUCCAAAAGCCAAUACUACCCAGCACAACAUUGUAGAAGGAGGCCAGGUGCUCAAAUGCAGCUGGAAUUCAAACAGAAACUGCCAGCCAAUCAUAUUUGACUCCACAGGCAACAGAGAUUUUGCUCCUGAUGAUCCCCUGGAAUUUAAGUCUCAUCAGUGGUUUGGAGCCUCUGUGAGAUCCCAAAACGAUAAAAUUCUGGCCUGUGCCCCGUUGUACCACUGGAGAACUGAAACAAAACAAGAGAGGGAGCCUGUAGGAACUUGUUACCUGCUUGCAGGAUCUAAAUCUGUGGAAUAUGCACCCUGCAGGUCAACCACUAUUGAUGCAGAUGGACAGGGAUUUUGUCAAGGUGGAUUUAGUAUUGAUUUUACAAAGGGAGACAGAGUGCUACUUGGGGGACCUGGAAGCUUUUACUGGCAAGGCCAACUCAUUUCUGAUCGAGUGACAGAGAUUGUGGCUAAAUAUGACUCCAAAGUCUACAGUACCAAGUAUGAUGACCAGUUAGCUACCAGACCUGCCAGUGCUACUUUUGAUGACAGCUACUUGGGCUAUUCAGUGGCUGUUGGAGACUUCAAUGGUGAUGGCAUAGAAGACUUUGUAUCUGGAGUCCCAAGAGCAGCAAGAACUCUGGGCAUGGUGUCUAUCUACAAUGGGAAAAACAUGUCUUCCAUGUACAACUUCACUGGCGAGCAGAUGGCUGCCUAUUUUGGGUAUUCAGUAGCUGCCACAGAUAUCAAUGGGGACAAUUACACAGAUUUGUUUAUUGGAGCCCCUCUUUUUAUGGAUCGAGGUUCUGAUGGGAAACUUCAAGAGGUUGGCCAAGUUUCCAUUUGCCUUCAACGGGCCUCUGGAAGGUUUCAGAUCACAAAGCUGAAUGGUUUUGAGAUAUUUGCAAGAUUCAGCAGUUCUAUUGCACCUCUGGGGGAUCUCGAUCAGGAUGGCUUCAAUGAUAUAGCAGUUGCUGCACCAUAUGGUGGAGAGGACAAGAGAGGACUUGUCUAUAUCUACAAUGGAAGAGCAAAUGGCUUGAAUGCAGUCCCGUCUCAGAUUCUCGAGGGGCAGUGGGCUGCUCGCACUAUGCCGCCCAGCUUCGGGUACUCGCUGAAGGGAGCCACAGAUGUGGAUAAAAAUGGAUAUCCAGAUUUGAUUGUUGGAGCCUUCGGUGUUGACACGGCUGUUUUGUAUAGGGCUAGACCAGUUAUUAGAGUAAAUGCUGCCCUGGAAGUUAAUCCAAUCAUUCUAAACCCAGAAAACAAAGCCUGCUCACUGUCAGAUGUCAAAGUUUCUUGCUUCAAAGUGAAGUUCUGCUUAAAAGCGGAUGGCAAAGGAAAGCUCCCUAAUACGCUCAAUUUUCAAGUGGAGCUGCUGUUGGAUAAACUUAAGCAGAAAGGAGCUAUAAGGAGAGCUCUCUUUCUCCACAGCAAACAGCCUAGCCACUCUAAGAACAUGACUAUUACAAAGGGAGGCAAAAUGAAUUGUGAAGAACUUGAUGCCUUCCUGAGGGAUGAAUCUGAAUUUAGAGACAAACUAACUCCCAUUACUAUUUUUAUGGAAUAUCGUCUGGAUUACAGAACUGCUGCUGAUGCAACAGGAUUGCACCCUAUCCUAAACCAGUUCACUCCUGCUAAUAUGAGCAGACAGGCACAUAUUCUGCUGGAUUGUGGUGAUGAUAACAUCUGCAAACCAAAGCUGGAGGUUUCGGUAGAAAGUGAUCAGAAGCAGAUCUAUAUUGGUGAUGACAAUCCCUUGACACUAGUUGUCAGUGCUCAGAAUCAAGGAGAAGGAGCCUAUGAAGCAGAACUCUUUGUCAUUGUUCCACCCCAAGCAGAUUUCAUUGGUGUUGUUCGUAACAACGAGGCUUUAGCAAGACUGUCAUGUGCAUUUAAAACAGAGAAUCAAACUCGCAUGGUAGUUUGUGACCUAGGAAAUCCCAUGAAAGCAGGAACUAAGCUACUAGCUGGCCUGCGUUUCAGCGUGCACCAGCAGUCUGAAAUGGACACCUCUGUGAAGUUUGACUUGCAAAUCCGAAGUUCCAACCUGUAUGACAAUCUAAGCCCAGUAGUAUCCUAUCAGGCUGACCUUGCCAUUCUAGCAGCUGUUGAAAUUAGAGGUGUGUCAUCUCCUGAUCAUAUCUUCCUUCCAAUUGCAAAUUGGCAGCCGAAGGAGAACCCAGAAACGGAAGAUGAUAUUGGGCCUCUAGUUCAGCAUAUCUAUGAGCUGAGAAACAAUGGUCCAAGUGCAUUCAGCAAAGUGAUGAUGACUCUGCAGUGGCCUUACAAAUACAAAAACGACACACUGUUGUAUAUUGUUCGGUAUGAAAUAGAUGGUCCCAUGAACUGCACUUCUGAUAUGGAAAUCAAUCCAUUGAAAAUUAAGAUUUCUGCUUCUAAAGAUGAUGAUAAGAAUGAAACACUUAGCAGGGAAGAUAAUCGUGACCAUCGUAUCAGCCGAAGGGAUUUAACUGCCAUUGAAGGAGAUGUACAAACUUUGGGCUGUGGAACAGCAGAGUGUUUAAAGAUAGUCUGUCAAGUUGGUCACCUGGAAAGGGGAAAAAGUGCAAUAUUGUAUUUAAAAUCACGCCUUUGGACCCAAACUUUCAUGAAUAAAGAAAAUCAGAACCAUUCCUAUUCUCUCAAAUCAUCUGCUUCUUUCAGUGUUAUAGAGUUCCCUUAUAAGAAUCUUUCCUUUGAAGACAUCCACAAUUCCACAGUAGUCACUACAAAUAUUACAUGGGGCAUUCAACCACAGCCUAUGCCUGUGCCAGUGUGGGUUAUAAUUUUGGCUGUCCUAGCAGGAUUAUUGCUCCUGGCAGUUCUAGUGUUUGUUAUGUAUAGGAUGGGCUUUUUCAAACGUGUGAGACCACCACAGGAAGAGCAAGAAAGAGAACAGCUGCAGCCACAUGAGAAUGGGGAAGGAACAUCAGAAGCUUAAGCAGAGUUUUAUCUGUAAGACAUUCUGAAAUUUUAAAAUGCCUACUUCUUGGUUACGAAUAUUGGUUUCCCUGUUAAAGAAAAAACACUCAUGACUGCAAAGCUGUUGGUCUCAGAAGCAUGUACAAAAUGAGAGCAAAAUAUUUAAAUCCUCCUUUUUGUAUUAAUUAUGUUCAUAUAUGUGACUAAUGCAUCUGCACUGAUUUGUGUUUGAAAAGUAGUAUGUAGUGCUAUGAUUUGCUUAUUGGGAUAGAAGAGACAUCUUUUUUGAUUCACAGACCAACUUUAUAUGCAUUGCUACACAGAUGCUGUGUUUGCUCUUGAAGCCAACAGCUUCCGUAGGUACUUGUGGGAUUACAUGUUUAGCUUCAAUAUAUUUGUGUUAUCAUACACUACAUUUCAUUUCCUAGCUCUUGUGAGCCAGUUGCAUAAUAAAAUAUGAACACAACUUGUUUUACAAAACUGAAGAAUAUUCUUUGACCCAUUAAUUCUGCUGAUUAUUUCCUCCUGCUCAAAAAAUAUGAGAGAGAUGAAUCACUGGAAUCACUCACAUCUCAUACCUAUUCUGCAUGCCUGUUCCCCUUCCAGAUCAGUCAUUUGUCUGGUGGUUUCCCUUUAGACUUUACAAAUACCAUUCUCCAGAUCCAGGGUCUCUUACUGAGCCUACAGAAAUGGAAGUCAAUGGUAGAAAGGUGGGGAUGAUGCGUUUUCUAUAGGACUGAGUGCAAAUAUUCUGAGCAAGAUCCAAAGACUCUGCUGUGUAUUUUUAAAGCAUGGAAUCCAGGUGUUCCUCAGAAUUCUUGACAGCAUGGAUCUAUUCAGGUACUGCUAGGGACAAGAUGUUGGACUGUGGCUACCAACAGACAUGUCUUGUGAGAAGAAACAUAGCCUUGAUGUCCAGAAGUCAAAGCUCCACAAGGCUUGAAGUUAUGUCUGUGUAUUACUCAGGACACCUUUCAUUGUUGGGUAAACCAAAGAAGGGAAUAAUUUAUGACAGGUUAUCUUAUGCACUGUGAGGAAGUCGUUGUUAAUUUUCACAUUGUGUGGUUGACCAUGUCCAAAAGCAGGAUGGAGUAAUACAGGGACUGUUUAAACUACACUGUCUGCUAGCCAAAUGUAUGUAGAUUCCAUCGGGAGCACUUUGUCCACACUCAUGCCUGCCUUGCCACCUGCCCUGAGAGAACAGUGAGCUUCUCAAAAUGAAGCAGAGUAUAGCUGGCAAUGCAAAAAGGUUUCAAAAGAGAAGGCUGAUUUGGCUUGUUUCAUUUCAUUCUUCCAUUGUUUCAUUCACUGUAUGUUUCAUUGCACAAAAGACAUUUCAUUGCAUAGACAUUUCAUGAUGUUCAAUACAUUUCAUUACCAGAAAAAACACUAAAUAUUUUGUUUCACUGUUUGCUACAUGUACCAAAAGUUCAGUGGUUUAAAGCCCCAGGUUUACAUAAAUCUUAGUUUAUUUACCUUAGCAUUGAUGUGGUAAAAUGAAGCUGCUUCAAUUGAUGAGAGAACACAAGAACAUUGUCUAUGCAUUUCAGUAGAUAUUUAAUGCAAAUUAGGAGGUUGUCUGGCUUGCCAUCACAUGUAGCUGUGUUGCAUAAAUCUUAGAUUGGACAUACUUAGACUAUUUCAGAGAUACCUUAUAUCAGAUGUGCUUAUCCUAUUCCAGAAAGGCAAUAAUUUAUAUUAUAAACUCCCUGUAUGUAUGCAGCAAAAUACAGAAAGGAAGACUUCUACUGUAAUUAUAGCAGUGAGAUUUCUGUAUAGACAAGUUCUUAAAAGGACACAAAUUGUGGUUAGCUUUGGGUACUUGCAGCUUGGGGAUUUUGUUCCAAUCUGCAUCUGCCCCGCAAAUACUGCAAUGCCCUGUAAAGCCAGAAUUCUCUGAAAUUAACAAUUGGAUUCAACUCUCAUUUCAGCAUCCCUUCUGAGAUUCAAAAUCCACAAAUGCUUGUCUAUGUAAAGUCCAUUCUUACGCCAUGAACCAUGAUGGCAUUUAAGUCAUUAAGAGAGGCAGCAAAAAAAAAAGGCUGUGGGGGCCAGUAUGUGUGUCAGAUCUAGGCUUGCAUAGUUACCCAUUUACAUGUUUUUGGUUUAGACGAUUUGUUAAGAUGAGUUUAUAUGAGGGUAUACGGCGUAAUUCCACUUUCACUUAGUUUUCAAGGUCUUCAUUUUGGCCAAGAUUUUAUUUUUGUCUUGACUUCUAGUGUUGUUACUAGUAAUACAAUAAAGAAUCAGGAAUCAGGCUUUGAUCCUGGCCUCAAAAUGUGACUUCUAUAAAAGAUAAUUUCAGUUAGUUACACAGACUUUUCUAGUUCACACGCUUUGGCAACUGAUUAUAUGCAAGGAGAUUGUUUUUACCCAGUCCUAAUCUUGCUAGGUUAAGAGGUUUAAGAGACUGUCAGAUGAUAGCUCUAAUUCUUACAUGUGUGCUUUCAUUAUAUGUAUGCACUGUGUUGACUUGAAAUUUAUUAAACUACUUGCAUGUCUAGGCAUUAGAAAGAAAUGAAAAGAAAGCAGCAUGAUCAAGAUCUCUUCAGCUCACAUGGAAGGGAUACUGUAGCAUUGCUUAUGUCAGUGCUAAUUACAUCUUCAUUUUACUCUGGCAACUGGAAACUGUCAUUUUACUGAUUUUCAGGAUAAAAAGGUACAUUUUAUUGGUACAACUGCUGUAGCUAUGGAAAGCUUCUUCCAUCUAUAGAGCUUACGUGAAGUAAGAGUUACUUAAGUGAUUUUUAUUUCUUUACAUUCUACUGGACAGUAAAAGCAAACACUUGCUUUUCCCAUGUCCACUAAUCUCCAGUUUGGUUAAAAACUGCAAACAGCAAGCAUAUGUAAAUAACAUAUACAAGUUACUUAAGUGAACAUGGAUAUAAAACCCCCAAUUCAGUUCAGAGUAACAUUUGUGUUUCAGAAAGAUUCUGAACAGGAUGUUUUCCUGAGUGGUGGUGCAAGAACCCUUUGAUAUCACAUUCUAGAUUCAGCAAUAAUAUUCGACUAUGUAUGUGAUUGUGUCAGUAUAGAUUUUAUAAUGACUUAAAGGCUUUGGUGUGUUUUUGUAGUAUAAAUAGUAGAACAAGGUUAAAACUUUGAGAGAAACUAUAAAAAUGUAUUUUGAAAUUACAUUAAUGUCCUUGAGUCAAAACUGAUGUGCAUAAGGUGCAUAAGAUGCAUGCUGCAAGCAUUAAAAAAACCCCAAGAUAAUUAGUCCUGUUUUAGAGAGUUAUGUUUCAGAAGCUUGUUUUUAUGAAUAUAAAAUCAACUGCUAUGUAAUUAUUUAGGUAAUGAAAACAUUUUCAAAGAGCUAUAUCUUUAAUGAAAUUCUGUCAUUAGUCCUGUUGGCCAUUAUUGCAGCAUCUCAUGAUCAAUACAAAAAAGUUAAUAUGCAUUUUGUAAUAUAAUUAUCUGUUAUAUUUGGCAAUAUUUAGGAAACGUAAAGCAACAGACCUAAUUUAUAGGUUUACAUUUUUCAAGAAACUACCAAAUGAUGUAGGUAGCUUUUAUUUAAGCCUGACUACACAGUCAAUUCUGAUAUUAAUUUAACAACCUAAGUUGAAAUAUUUGAGGAAAUGUUUUCAGAUAUCAGCAUCAAGUUUAUAAUUUUAUUCAUCCCAUUUUUAUGUUUUAAUUUCUUAUUUAUAUGUUAAUCUUGGAUUCCCAUAACGUGGAAAUUUUAAGAAAUUUCAUUAUAUAUGCUCUUUCUCUAUAAAACAUUUGUUCCAAGUGAAGAUUUUUAAUAUUUAGUUUCUAAACUUAUGUCUGUGCUUGUCUUUAAGGUAAAACUCUCAUGGGUAUUUUGAAAAUAUUUUGGUUAUAAUCAGCAUGUUCUUGACAAUUUGAAGGAAUCAUGUUGCACUUGGAAUUUUACAACAUCUGGUUUUGCUGUUGAUUACCCUGGAACAGACAUGGCAGUCACAGAGCAGCAUUACCCUUGUGAAAAUCUAGUCAGUUGUUGUGUUAGGUCCAGGCUAAGACCUUUUUCCACAGCCUAAUGAAGUCAUAGAAAACCUGACAUUCAUUGCAACUGCCUUUCAAUGUGACCCUUAGUGUCCAGUGCUGCUGGCUGUUAAUGAGGAAAAAAAAAUAGGGUUUUACAAAAGAAAUGCAAAAAAAAAAAAAAAAAAGGGGUGAUGGCAGCUCACAGAUAAGCCUUUUGCAGCAAAGAGAUGGGGUUUUUUUGCUUGUCUGUUUCUAAGAUGGGGAGAGCCCAUUAGUGCUCUGUUGGUAUUCUAUCACAAGCAAAUCCCACAGUUUGGAUCAUGAUUAUAUGCUGAGCUCUAAUAACUGUUGAUGUGAGUGGGAUCUGAACUCUUUGGUACUGAAUCUCUAGCUUCUAAUUCCCAAGUGCAAUAUAACAUGAUCAGAUCUAGUUCACUGCCGAGUUGUCUGUUUAUUUUUAUUUGCCUAAGAAGGGAUGUAGCAUUUCUGCCUUGCAGUGGUCAGUAUUUUUAAGGACAUUAUCAAAAAGAAUGUAUUAAAUUGAGGUCAUAAAUGAAUGGUAUAGAAAGUUUUCCAUCACCCACAUUGGGUGAAACAUAAUGUAUAUUCCAAGGUGUGUCCAUUACUAACUCUUGAGCUACUGAGAAUCGGUACAAUAUCCUUUAAGUCCACUGUGGAAAAUCUGACUAGAGACUAUACAAUAAGGGGUUAACUAGUGCUACUACUGUUUCAUGUGAUUGUUAUUUAGUAUUUCAAUCUAUUUUUUCCAAUGUGUAGAGUUUUUAGAUAACACAGGAAAUCUAACUUUUCAUGCAGUGUCCUUCUAAUAUGCUGCGUUAAGGUUGAGUGACUUGACUCUUGGCUUUUGCAAAAUAAAUGAAGAUCUAAUGUAGCAUUUGAAUCUUCAAAAAACCUUACAGGUUUAGGUAGCCUUGUCGAGUCCCUGAAGGAAACCUGUUUUUGCUAUAAUGCAAGUGUGUUGAAAAUGUAACAUUUUAUUCUUUGUCAUAGAAUAUUUUUGCCUUUUUUGGUUUUGCUUGUGCAUUAAAUCAGUAGAACAUUGUUUGCACAAGCAGAAAAUUAACAUACUAAUGUGUGCUGCAUUUUGGGUUUCUUAGUCAUGUAGUAAAUACUUGUAACAUAAAUGGGAAUAUUUUCAGUAACUAUCAACUUUUUUCAAAGGUCUUUGGUACAUUUAAGGAGAGCAAUAUACAUUUGAAGUCACCUUAUUUUUAUUAAAUUAUAAGUCUUGCAAAAAAAGUAAUUUUGUACUGAUAACAAGUAUAUAGCUGUUAAGCUGUGGUUUUCUUUUCAAGUCAUUCUUUUCAUCCUAAUUCAAAUUGGAAUGAUUUUAUUAGGUUGUAUUUUACUGUGUAUGUAUACAAUUUCAAAAUACUAUGAUUGGAUAAAAUGAAAACUGUUAAGUAUUGAGUUGAUUUUGAUAUUUAGAGUUUUGGAAUAAAAUACCUCUUUAUUAACAGGAA